Messenger RNA from Symbiodinium sp. CCMP2456, 1692 nucleotides. NCBI's taxonomy places the organism in Eukaryota, Dinophyceae, Suessiales, Symbiodiniaceae. The record is from the annotation of a GenBank genome assembly.
AUGAGCCCAACGGGCGAUGCUGCGCAUGCGAGUAGAGUAGAUCAGCGACCUCUACCGAACGGUGUUAGCCGACCGGAGGUUGUGGAGCAGGGCACUACGCAAGAUGAUGUCGCUUUUAGGCGAGCCCUGGAGGGAACCGGACCCGGCGCGACGCUUAACACCGGAUUCGGCGUACGAAGACGCUGCACCUGGAACUACCACGGACGCUACGGCGAAUGCGGCGCGGAGGCAGGUGACAUGGCGACGGCCCCACAGACUAGGGGUGGUCAAAAUCCAGGUGCUACAGCAGACGACAUGGUCGCCGAGUCGUUCGAGGGUGGCCACGCCAGACGGACCUUUGUUCGACAGAUCACAGUCACGACGCCUUCGAAAAUCAACGUCUUCGUCUACAAGUGGAACGUCUCAGUGCUGAGGCGGGAGCUGACAGAGGUAAUCCUCCUGGACUUUCUGGACAUGGUCGUGAACGAGGGGGUCAACAAGGGGUCAAGGAGUGGAGAGCUUCGUGGUUAUGACUUGGGUGGUAGAAGUUCCGUGUUCGUGGACAACGUUUCCGGCGGCAAUCCACCAGGGCUACUAGGAUCUCAAGUACCAGAACAGGACACGACGAAGGCGGGGAUGUCUAGCCCAACUACAGACCCCAUGGAGGCACUUAUGCAAGGGAUGUCUCAGCUACAGGCGGCCAUGGCGUUACAGAUGGGGAUGGCAGCCAGCAAGCCAGAGGUGAUUAGGCCUGGUGUGAGCGGGUCGGAGUUGCCAAAGCUUCCAGAAGCAGAUGAGCAGGCGGCAAUCAAUGUGGGAGAUUGGUUGCAUGGCUUGGCGGGACCGAUGGGGGAUUUGACAGAUGGCAGCGCACUUUGGUGGGCAGAUGUUUUAGCAUCCCUCGAGGCGUUCUACAAGGACUAUGUGGCGGCGUCUACAGUGAGGAAGGUCCAGCUGCGAGCAGAGGACUACGCUAUGGCGACGUUGAAGGAUCCGAAGUGGGUCAGGCUGGAUAAGCGGGCAGCGAGCAUGCUAUUACAAGCAGUACCAGAGGGCCUGAAGGGUGAGCUGAUGGCGAACCGUUUGAGCUCUACAAUUUCAAUCCUAGGGAGGAUCCUCACAAUAUACCGGCCAGGCUCAGCAGCUGAACGACAACAAGUACUUCGAGCGCUGGAGAACCCAGGAACUGCCACCACAGCAGCGGAUCUGGUUGAAGUCCUGCGCAAGUGGAUGCGCUGGCUCAAGCGGGCCCAGGACCUGGGACUACAAAUACCAGAUGCAAGUAUACUGCUGAAGGGAUUGGACAGUGCGGCCAAGCAGCAAAUGGAGCGCAGCACCGAGAUAGUGUUUCGGAGCAACAUGUUACGCUACAGUCUGGAUCUGGACUCGGCUCCCACGUUGCCGAAUAUCCUCAAGUACCACAGCCACUUACUAGUGGAGUUCGAGCAGUUGUCCUUCAGAGGAAGGACCAAGACCAACAACACAGCCAUCCCGUCGGUAAGGAAUGCUACCACCGGAGGUGACUCUGGAACCACCACUUCUGCAAAGACGGGGACUUCGCCCACAGCUACCGGAAGCACAAAGCCGUGUAAGUUUUAUUUGUCGGAUACCGGGUGUCAGAGAGCUACAUGUCGCUUCUACAUGACUGGCAAGGUGUUCCUCGAGAAUAUCGGGCUGAUAAGUGCAAGGGAUGUGGAGCGAAGGGGCACAUGA